Messenger RNA from Herpailurus yagouaroundi (jaguarundi), 427 nucleotides. RefSeq names its product basic helix-loop-helix family member a9 (gene BHLHA9). Gene Ontology annotation, biological process: developmental process; regulation of transcription by RNA polymerase II. The annotation marks the transcript as partial. The record is from RefSeq and is a predicted model, not a curated record. Lineage: Eukaryota; Metazoa; Chordata; Mammalia; Carnivora; Felidae. The transcript has a single exon. Gene Ontology annotation, molecular function: DNA-binding transcription factor activity, RNA polymerase II-specific; protein dimerization activity; RNA polymerase II transcription regulatory region sequence-specific DNA binding.
AUGCACCGAGGCGGGCCGGGACCAGGCCUCAGAGGCCUGAAGGGGGCCGAGGGCCCCGCCGAGGACUUGGGGGGCUCUUGCCUGGAGGCCGGCAGGGAUUUUGGGGUGCUGAAGGAGAAUGGCGAGGCCGAGGAGGCGGCGAGCGGCAGGAAACGCGCCCGGCCGGUGCGCUCCAAGGCGCGGCGCAUGGCGGCCAACGUGCGGGAGCGCAAGCGCAUCCUGGACUACAACGAGGCCUUCAACGCGCUGCGCAGGGCGCUGCGGCACGACCUGGGCGGCAAGAGGCUCUCCAAGAUCGCCACGCUGCGCAGGGCCAUCCACCGCAUCGCGGCGCUCUCCCUAGUCCUGCGCGCCAGCCCCGCGCCCCGCUGGCACUGCGGGCACCUGGAGUGCCACGGCCAGGCCGCGCGUGCCGGGGGCGGCGGGG